AUGCAUAUGAUUAGCCUUGGAGUCACAGAUCACUUAGGCAUGAACUUCUUUGGAUAUAGCCCAUUUUCUUUGCAUUCCUCACCUGCGUCUUGGGAAGAAAAUAUUCUCAUAAUGAAAAUCCUACUGACGCAUGAUCCUGAUGGUCGUCACCUAGAUUCUGAGCUACUACUUUGUGCAAUGGUGAAUGUUAUGUGUUACACUGCUACAUCAGAAGUACAAUUCAAUUUUCGGGUUAGCAACUUCCAUAUUGAUGCCAUUGCAGAGAAUGAUAUAAGCAACAUUGAAGUAAUUGGAACAGAAAAAUCACUAAGACAGAUCAUCUGUAAAAUUUCACAUGAGAUGCUUUUCAAAAACGCUGGAAAGGGGGAUCUGCACACGAGGACUAUGGUCUUGUUCGAUUUGCUGGGAAAUUACAGAUGGGAUGCCAAAGUAGCAUUAAUAUUUGCAGCAUUUGCAACAAGCUAUGGUGAAUUUUGGCUGAUAAUGCAGCUAUACCCGGCAGUAUCAAUUGCAAUGCUUAAACAGGUACCCAAUGAAAGCAUGUUAAAGCCUAGGUUUAAGGCAUUAAGCAACAAGUUGGUCAAGACAAUGGUGCAUGUGACAAAGUGCAUUAUCAAGUUUGAAGACCUGCCACUUAGUCAUGUAAAGCUUGACGAUGAAGCAAUGGCAAUUGCAAAGUCUUAUAUCUACAUAGCUUCUUACUGGGUCACAAGAAGCACAUUGGCUUGCUCUUCCCAAAUCAGAGACUUGAUAGCCAGGAAGCCUAAGCAAGUAACUUCAAAUCUAGCAGUACUUGCAUUAUGGCAACUAAGUCUGGUAUAUAGGUUGAGUGGCAUGUACAGUUGCUUCAGUAGGCAAGUUGAUUCGUGUCAUCAUCAAAUAGAGUCAAAAUUAUAUCAGAAGUUGUUAAACCUUUUGCAGGAGGUCCAUGCUGACAACCAAGAGGUCCUUGGCAUGUUAUUGUGUCUGAAAGAUGAAUUACCACUUAAGAAUUCUUCUACACAAGAAAAGCUAGGUGUGUCUCAACUGAAAGACAAGGUAGUUGUACUUUUGGUCUAAGAGCUCCUUCCACUAGAGGGAUUAUUUCUGCUGGUUCAUCAAACAUAUGAUCAUCCUCCCUACAAUAAAGUAGAGGAAAGUUAUGAACUUGUAUUGGUUCCAAUUUCAUUUUCUGAUAAAUGGUCCUACGAUGAAGCAGAAAGAUUCAACCUUUUAUCGAACUCAUUGCCAUGGUACUCAAUCCGGCGACCUUGGUCACUCAACUCUGCAGUGGUGAACUACAUAAAACAAUUAUGGAACUUUAAAGAUGACCCUCUUAUGGUGGUGUUGAAUUCACAAGGAAUGGUUACAAAUUCAAAUGCAAUUGAUAUGAUACUGAUCUGGGGUGCCAAAGCAUUUUCAUUCUCAUCGUCAAGAGAAAAACAGCUCUGGGAAGAAGAGAGUUGGACUCUGCAACUUUUGGUUGAUGAAAUUGAUCCCCUUUUAACUAGAUGGGUAUGAUAAGGCAGAAACAUUUGCAUUUAUGGAAGUGACAACCCAGACUGGAUCAGAGAAUUCAAUGCUAAAAUGAAAGAAAUUAGAAGUGUUGGUGUACAGAUUGAAAUGGUUUAUGUUGGCAGUAGGCAUCUGAGUGAACGUGUGAGACACAUUUUAGCUACAAUCAAUGAAGAAAUGCACAGUAGUUUGUUCUCUUACGAAAUGCAUUUCUUUUGGCUUCGGUAGGAGAGUAUGAGAAGAUCAAUAUUUCGGCCACAACAAUCAAUCAGCUCAGAUCAUAUUCAGGAAGCAGUGUCUGCUCUGCUAGAUAGUACUGAUGAGGGAUGGGCAGUAAUAGGGAAAGGAAAUACAACAGAUAUUGUAAAGCUUCAAGGAACAAAGACAAUGGAAUGCUUGAAUAAGUUUUCAGGAUGGGAAGAAAAUGUCAUAAAGUUAGGAUUUUUGGGUGCUCUCAGAAGUGCCCUUGAAGAAGCAGCUCCUCUCCCAGGGCCUUGCAACAAUUCUAAUAUUGUUCCUUAUAUAUCAGUUGAAGAAAUUGUAGUGUGCAGCAAGGGUAAGCGUCCAAUGGAGAAGUAUGUUGUAUAUGAAUGAAAUGAGAUCAAUUAGGAAACGUCUACUAUGUUGCCUUAAUUUGAAUGUCGUUUUCAGAUGAUUUACUAAUUGCUGAGCAAUCAUAAACAAACUAGUGAUGGUUAUAAGCAUUGGUAAAACCCGCUGUGUCUCCCUGCAUAUCAAGUUUUUUUGAUUAAGCUAAAUUAUUAG
Molecule: messenger RNA, 2259 nt
Organism: Hevea brasiliensis (rubber tree)
Lineage: Eukaryota; Viridiplantae; Streptophyta; Magnoliopsida; Malpighiales; Euphorbiaceae
Product: protein SIEVE ELEMENT OCCLUSION C
Biological process (GO): phloem development
Source: RefSeq, a predicted model, not a curated record